AGGAUAGACCGGUUCGGAAUGCAAACGCACCUUUGCACUUCCGUUGCAUUCUGGGAGAUGUAGGAGGAAACCGGAAGUGAGGAUUUUUUGUUGUGCUGCUGGUUUGGCAGCUUUCAUCGGUUAACUCUGAAUAGCUCUUCUGGUAUAUAUGGCAUGUAACAAGGGGAGGAUAACUGACUUCAUUUCUUCUAGGACGGACAUAAAGCUGUACAAAAAUGGCCGUAGAAAAUGUGAGCGUGGUCUUCAAGGUGUACUGCCUGUCAGUGAUGACGCUGGUGGCAGCUACGUACACUGUGGCAUUAAGGUACACACGGACCAUUUCAUCAGGGGACCUGUACUUCUCUACCACAGCGGUGUGCAUCGCUGAGGUCAUUAAAUUAAUACUGAGCCUUGGGAUGCUGGCAAAAGAAACAAGUAGCAUCGUACGGUUCAAGAACAUGAUAGUGGAGCAGAUCAUCUACAGCCCGAAGGAACUGCUGAAGCUGAGUGUGCCUUCAUUAGUGUAUGCAGUUCAGAACAACAUGGCCUUUGUUGCACUCAGUAACCUUGAUGCAGCAGUUUAUCAGGUGACUUAUCAGCUGAAGAUCCCUUGCACGGCCCUGUGUACUGUCCUCAUGCUGAACCGCUCUCUCAGCCGGCUGCAGUGGUUUUCUGUUUUCAUGCUUUGUGGUGGCGUAACGCUGGUUCAGUGGAAACCUGCAGAAGCUACCAAAGUCCAGAUUGAGCAGAAUCCCUUUAUUGGGUUCAUGGCUAUUGCCGUGGCUGUCCUCUGCUCUGGAUUUGCAGGUGUGUACUUUGAGAAAGUAUUGAAGAGCUCAGACACAUCCCUGUGGGUCAGAAACAUUCAGAUGUACCUCUCUGGCAUUGUGGUGACCCUGAUUGGAGUCUUCAUCAACGAUGGAGAAAAGGUCAUGGAGAAAGGCUUCUUCUAUGGCUACACACCAUGGGUGUGCUUGGUUGUAUUUUUGGCCAGUGUUGGCGGUCUUUACACGUCCAUAGUGGUGAAGUAUACGGACAACAUAAUGAAGGGCUUUUCAGCUGCAGCAGCCAUUGUUCUCUCAACAGUUGCAUCUGUCCUAUUGUUUGGACUGCAGAUAACAAUCACAUUUGCUUCUGGAGCAUUGCUGGUGUGUCUUUCCAUUUACCUCUAUGGACUUCCAAAGCAGGACACAUCCAAACUGACCCGACCAGAUAAAGCGACAGACUCCGAACUUAAACAGAAACUAAUCAAUGUGUGAGUCAAACUCACCAAAGGCCUCUGUCAGAAGAAUCACGGAUGUUUUCUGUUGACCUGCAGGACUUCAUGGGGUGACUAAAGAGACAUUUUCCACAUCAACACUAAACUGGGUCUGCACUGUUUGGUUAAAUUUGCUUCAUGCACAUGGGAUAGAUGAUUAUGCUUUGACUUAGCUUUUCAAGCAUCAUCUCGCCUUUUUGUGCUAUAAGAAGUUCAGCUGACUCAAACAGAGGGGUUGGUAGUUUCCUGAUUGUAAAGGUUUUUUUGGUAAUCUGAGGAAGUGGGUUACGGUCUGUGACUUAAUCUUUAGUGAAGUAGUACAUCUGUACAGGAGGCACAUAAACAAGACAACUUCACACACUGAAGGAUAUUCUUUUAACUGUGCACAGUGAUUAUCAGAGGUUCAAAUAAAGCCUGCAGAUGAACAUGAGGGCAUCAGACUUAAAAGUACAGUGCAUGAUUGAUUUUUAGUGAACCUCUCAACUGUUUUGUACAAAUGUCGCAUUGUGUUUUUAAAUGUUAUUUUAAAACUUAUUAAAUCGUAGACACUG
Molecule: messenger RNA, 1788 nt
Organism: Poecilia latipinna (sailfin molly)
Lineage: Eukaryota; Metazoa; Chordata; Actinopteri; Cyprinodontiformes; Poeciliidae
Gene: slc35a1
Product: solute carrier family 35 member A1
Exons: 8
Coding region: 216-1238 (340 amino acids)
Biological process (GO): pyrimidine nucleotide-sugar transmembrane transport
Cellular component (GO): Golgi membrane
Molecular function (GO): pyrimidine nucleotide-sugar transmembrane transporter activity
Source: RefSeq, a predicted model, not a curated record